This is a messenger RNA of Malassezia japonica, 1560 nucleotides long. It is a transcript of the gene ZPR1, whose product is annotated as nucleolar zinc-finger protein. The record is from RefSeq and is a predicted model, not a curated record. Gene Ontology annotation, molecular function: zinc ion binding. The coding region runs from base 1 to 1560 and encodes 519 amino acids. Gene Ontology annotation, cellular component: cytoplasm; nucleus. Lineage: Eukaryota; Fungi; Basidiomycota; Malasseziomycetes; Malasseziales; Malasseziaceae. The transcript has a single exon.
AUGACGGCCCCUACGAAUGACCCCUUUUUCCGCCCGAUCGGCGAGCACGCCGAGACGCAGGGCCAGGAGAACCAAGGCGAUGUGAAACCUAUUGAAGAAAUCGAGUCGCUGUGCAUGCAGUGCGGCAAGGACGGCGUCACACGACUGCUCCCGACCUUUAUCCCCUACUUUAAGGAGGUGAUUGUGAUGAGCUUUUCGUGCCCCCACUGUGGCAACCGCAACAGCGAGAUCCAGAGUGCGGGCGAGAUCCAGGCCAAGGGGUGCCUGUACACGAUCCACAUUGUGAACCAAAAGGAUCUCGACCGCCAGGUGAUCAAGUCGGAGCACUGCACAAUGGCCAUUCCCGAGCUCCAGCUGCAGAUUCCGGCCAAGCGCGGCCAGAUUACCACGGUCGAGGGCGUGCUGACCGAUACGCUGCGCGAUCUCGAGCUCGACCAGCCGCUGCGCAAGCACAUGCAGCCCGAAGUCUAUGCCAAGAUCGAGGAGCUGUGCGACCGCCUGCGUGCGGUGCUCGGCGAGCGCCGCGUCGAGGAAGAGGACCAGGAGGGCGAGUUUACGGCCGGCCCCGUCGGCGGCCGCCACGAGGAGGACGAAAAUGCCAAGGACCGCGUCUUUCAGCCGUUCAAGCUGACGCUCGACGACCCGUCGGGCAACAGCUUUGUCGAGUACCGCGGCCCGAUCGAGAGCGGCGGCGGCUCGGACCCCAAGUGGAUCAAGCGCGACUACCCCCGCACCAAGGAGCAAAACAUCCACCUCGGCCUCGUCGCCGACCCCGCUGCGCCGAACAAGCCCGGGGACGCUGAGGGCGGCGGCGGCUUUUCCAAGGAGCUCGAAGAGACCGACUUUGAGAACGAGGAGAUUUUCUCGUUUGACGGAACGUGCUCAAGCUGCAACGCGCCGAUCAAGACACUGAUGAAGAAGGUCAACAUCCCCUACUUUAAGGACAUCCUCAUCAUGUCGACCAACUGCGACCACUGUGGCUACCGCGACAAUGAGGUCAAGUCUGGCGCUGCGAUCUCCGAGACGGGCCGCCGCCUUACGCUCAAGGUGAACGACGGCGAGGACCUGUCGCGUGACAUUCUCAAGUCCGAGACCGCGGGCCUGUCGAUCCCCGAGAUUGACCUGCACCUCGCCCCCGGCACGCUUGGCGGCCGCUUCACGACGCUCGAGGGCCUGCUGCAGAACGUCUACGACGAGCUCUACGAAAAGGUGCUCAUGCGUGGCGACUCGACGGCGGCCGACGACGCGACCAAGUUUGAGGGCUUCCUCGGCAAGCUCAAAGGCGCGAUCAGCGCCGAGGCAUGCCCCUACACGCUGAUCCUGGACGACCCGCUGGCGAACAGCUAUAUCCAGAACCCCUAUGCGCCGGACCCCGACGAGCAGCUCGAAGUGGAGAAUUACAAGCGCACCUGGGACCAGGACGAGGACCUGGGCCUGAACGACAUCAAGGUCGACGCCUACGAGGCGCCCGACGAGAUGGCCGAGGACCGCGCCGAGGCCGCGGGCAAGCCGGCCGACGAGUCCGACGAGGCGCGGCUCAAGCGCCAACGCAACGAGUAG